Messenger RNA from Toxoplasma gondii ME49, 5442 nucleotides. RefSeq lists its product as hypothetical. The transcript has 5 exons. The record is from RefSeq and is a predicted model, not a curated record. Bases 1093 to 4698 code for a protein of 1201 amino acids. Lineage: Eukaryota; Apicomplexa; Conoidasida; Eucoccidiorida; Sarcocystidae.
GGAUGUUCAAAGAAGGCGUUCUGUGCCUUCAAGGACAUCGCUAAAACAGAGAGACGCCGUGUGCUUCGUGUCUUCAUUUUAUCGCAAACAUUCGAGCACCAAGACCGUCCGUCCUCGCCCGUGCUGACAGACAAGGUUGUUUCCGCAAGAACAGUGGCAGAGACGGCAUUCAUUUCCCUAUCGACCUUUACUUUCGGACGAGCGCGUCUCUGCGUUUAUUUCCCUUCAUUUGUCGGCUGCUCUUUGACGCACUGUCCUCACUCAUGUGCCUUUCCACCCUUCUGGCGUCUAAAUCCUGGCUAACUGCUUUUUUUUCUGGGAAGAGCGAGCUCGCCUCUCGUGUCCGCCGAAUGCUUUUUAGAGAAUUUUCUGGGCUCUCCUGCGAGAUUUCGCUCCCCUGGUCGCUUUUCGCGUCUUUUCUAGUUCAUACGUUACAGUGUCUUCGCGAGACGGCUUCGGUUGCAGAGGCUCCUCGUCGGCUGCCAGUUGUUACCGCUUCUUUUUCCUCCGGCGUUUCUGCCGUUUUUCCUUUACGAGACACCCGCUUUCUCUUUGAGCGUCCCACCCACCCGGCUAGCUGGAACUUUGUCAAUUCGAGGGCGACGUAUCGCAUCUUCGUCGUCCGGGUUCGACGGCUCUCGUGCGACGUCUCUACUAGAAGUGACCCUCAGUGUGUCGGUGCGUUUGAUCUCGCAUCUUUCUUCGCAGUUCGUCCUCGUUCUUCCUCACGCGUUUCACCGAAGCCAUGGUUCUCGACGUCAACCGACACACAGAAGCAAGCGUUCUCCCGCAAACUCCUUAGAUCACAUCGUUGUCGCUGUGGAAUUGUGCGUGUCUCUCAAUAACUAGCUGAGUUAGUGUACAAUAGAACAAGUCGCUCGUUCGAACGAGUCGCUGGGACUCUUUCUUUCGCUGCAUGCAAACGGGCAACUGUGUCUGGGGAGUGGCGGUGCGGCUCUUCAGUUUCUUUCAGCCACAUUCGUCGUGAACCUCCCAGCCGAAAAUGCAGGGGCUCUGUUAGCUUCCGCAUGCCGUCUUGAGACGAGAAAAACGUCACGUGUGCCUCCAGGGGAUCCAGACCCAAAAGGCAAGAUGGACGAACAGAGAGGAAGACGAAGGUCGCGGAGAUGCCCCAUUCUCUUACGACGGCUCUCGCACCCCGACGCCGGCGACUCCCAUCUGGUGUCUGUUCCUGAGAGACGCUCGGCCGCCUCCUGCUUCCGCGCAGUUUCGCCCUCUCUACUGGUUGUUUCGCCUUUCUUUGCGCAGGGACGAGAGGCCUCGCCUCGCUUCUCUCCCGCAGUCCACUCGUCUUCUGCAUGUUGCCAGCCGGUACCCUUCUGUUUCUCUUCGGUGCGAACAUCGCAGACGCGCCUCACGUCUCAGCCGCUUGUCCGCUUCCUUUCCGGUUCUCUCUUCUUCUUCCUCUGCAUCCUCGAGUGUCUCUCCUUUGCUGCAGAGGCUCGCGUUGUCGUCGUCUACCCCGACACGCUGACCUCGUACCCCCCGAUCCUGGAGACUUACUUCGCGCCGUGGUCCGCGAACUUCACCUCUGUGUCGGGGCGGCUGCGGUACUUCACUAAAACCUGCGACUUGGAGCACUACUUCUACCGGGAUGUGUCUGACCUUGAGGCAGACCCGUCGUCGCUCUUCAAGGAACUUCGCGCGCUUCACUUCUUCCCGCCUGACCGGCCUUCCGCGCCCCUCGCGCAGCUCGACGCCCGAGACGGCCCUGUCCCCUUUGGCGCUCCAAGGAGCCCUGACGGAGACACCUCCGGACAGGCCGCGGGCCUCUUUCGUGGGGCCUUUCGCCGCCUGCAAGAGGUGCUUCUGCCCCAAAUUUUGACGAGUCUCCCUUGGGGCACAGUCAACUCUCAGGAAGCUCGGGCUUCAUCUUCGGUCGCGAGCGUUGACGCGACUGGUGACGGGGGCGGUGCACACCCAGGGACGCGGCAAACCGAAGCUGCGGACGGCGUCUCCUCAGAGAGAGGAUCACGACCAGUUGAAAACAACCUGAGAGAAGACAGAUCUGCUGUUGAGGCAGGUGCCGACAAUGUCAAAGACUCCACAAGUCGCAGGCCUGCAGGGUUUCACAGGCCAACUGACGACGUGAAACGCGAUACGGAUCUCUCGCCUUCUUCCGAGACAGACUUUCAGACUCUCCACUCCCUCGCAUCUUCUUCCUCGUCUCCACCCUCUUCUUCUGUCUCAUCUGCUCCCUCUUCUUCUUCUUUUAGGGAGUGUUCAGAAUGCACGGAGAGUCGAGGCGCGUCACCGGAGGCUUCCUGGAUUUCUCAGUGGGCGUUUCCUGGCGUGUCUCUCUUCGGAGACGUGACGCAUGUGCCUCUGGCCUCGCACCUUCCUGCAGCACACUACGUUCUCAGUCGACGUGGACUCUUCUCUCACGACCGCAGAGCGCCUGUCGCGGACUCGUCAGCUUCUUCUGGGUUUUCUUCUCUCCAUGCGCUGCUCGCGAUGGAUUCGUCGACCACACCUUCCUUCCUCUUUCCUGCCCAGCCCAGCCACCUGUCGACUUCCGCGACGCUGGGGGUCUCAGAGCCCAGGGGCAGAAGGCCCGUUGGCGGGGAGACUCCGGGGUACCCAGGAGAGCCUGCAAGAGAAGCAAACCGGCAACGAGAGAGGUCAGAAGAUUCUUCUUCUCCCUCGUCGCUUUCUUCACUCUGGCGGUCGCUCUUCGGUGCGGCAAGAAGUUCGCUUUCUGCGUCGGUGUCGAAGGUUCGUUUCAUCCCAACUUGGGGCGAGGUGGCUUCCACGCGUGCGGGGCUUUCCCCUGGCCGUCCGUGGCUCUUUGAGCCUUUGGACGAAGAGCGCAAAGUUGACAGUUCGCCUGCGGGGCGGGAGACCGACGCUGCGCCUUCUCGCUUCUCUUCCUUCGCCGCGUGGUCGCCUGUGGAGCCCCAGGCGGCGGCGCUUGGAGCCCCAGCCGCGGCUGCCGGGGCGGGGGGCUCGUCCUUUGCGCCCCCAGAGCUUCGGGGGGCCGGAGGAGACACUGCCCUGUCUCCGAGCGAAGAGGAACCGGUGCGUUUCGAUUUCAGGGGUCAGGUCCUUUGGUUUUUCGACCAGUGCAACAACCCGGAGGACGUCCAGCGGCUGGUGCACGCCGCGAACACGAACGGCGCCGGGGCGUUGAUUUUCACGAACACGACUUUCGCAGGUUACGGGGCUCGGCCCUCGCUCUCUUCUUUCGAGGGCUGGAAGAAGCUGGUAACGUCGGUUCCAGGCCCUCCGCAGCCGCGGAUGCCGGUUCUCUCUGUGCCCGACACGCGUCUCAGCCGGGAGAUCAAGAGCCGCCUUCGAGCGGGCGACGUCGUCGAAGUGGACGUCGACAUGCUCCCCGCCGACUAUGUCAACUGCGCAGUUCUGGAGCCUGUGAAGUGGGCUUCGCUGGUCUUCGUUCCGCUGUGGGGAACCCUGACGCUGCUCUGGUACACGGUCUGCAACUGUGUUCACACCUACGAGGUGAGUCCACUGCACCGGCUGCUGCUUCUUCCACCGCUGCUGAAAACCACGUUCAUGGUAACGGCCUUCGGCUUCUACGCCCAGUGCCCCAACUACUUGGGCGCCUCGACCCAGUACAUCCUGAUGGCGUACAUGGGCCUCAACACGAUCUUCAACACCAUAUUCUACGGGAUUCUUCUUCUCCUCGCCAAGGGAUUCAUGGUCACGCGGGAAGCGUUCGGACGCAAGGAAAGCCUCUCCCUCGCCGUCCUCGUGAGCUUGGUUUACAUUGUGACGUCCGUCAACCAGGUCGAAGAAGCUGAAACUCUCCCCGCUCUUCUGUUUCUCUACGUGGCUCUGAUGGCGACGGUCCUCAUGUCAGCCGCUCGCAAUAUCCGGCACCUCGAGCUCCGACUGGCCUACGUCCGUCUGGUACAAGUUCAGGACUGGGAGGAGGCGUUGAACGUGAAGUUGGAGAUGUUUCAGAGUCUCUACCGAUUUGCAGCCGCCUUCUUCUUCCUGCAGAUCCUACAAAAACUCUUCCUCUUCGAACUCCUCGAUCGCCAAGACCUCUCGGAAAUCUCAGGCAGCGCGCUGGAAUGGAUCUUCUUCAUCGGCAUCGCUGCUGUCUUCAGACCUCGAGAGGAAAUCCGAUACUUUUCUCUCAUGCAGCGAACUCCGGAGACCCACACCAUCCUCCCGAUGUACGCGGCGGGACCGUACGCGGCGAGAGUCGCGGAAGGCGGCGAGGAAAGGCUGUUUGAAGGAGAUCCGUCGGUUUCUCUGCUGGCUGCCGAGCCCAGCGAGCCGCUGCCGAGUGUAUGGACCCGCAUGAGAGUCGCGUGUUGUCGCUUUCUCCGGGGUUUGGCGCCUGGCCUUCAGCGCGACGGCGAAGCUGGCGGACGCAGUUCGGAGGAAGCAGAUGGCGUUGCGGUGGACAUGCUGCCCUGUGGAGAGGGAAUCCGGCCUCGCGGGAGCCCCAUUGUCAUUUUAAAUCCUGCAGCAGAAGAAGAGGAACCGACAGGCUAUUUGUCACUGCACAAUCUCGCUGUCGGCACGCUGGUUCCGACGCCCCGGAAACUCGCACCAGACGAAAAAAGAAAUCGUCUCAGCAACUCUUCGGAACAAAGCCAGUUCCGAAGAGUGUCUCUCUCAGCUACGUCUCAACAGAAUGGAGAGUCACGGCCUGCGUCCGCUGCUCCCAGCGGCGACUCUUCGCCGCCAGAACCCAGCGCGUAGUGCCUUUCGUAAAACAGAGAACUGUCACACACCAUGUUGGAGAGAAGUUGCCAGAGGUCCGCAAUCAUUGUAUAGGCACAAGCCUCACGUUUUGGGGUUGCGAUGGCGAAGACGCAUAAACAAUGGAAUGGGUGUAGGAAGGUCAGGGGAGAGGCAUUCUUCCAGGUCCACAGACACAUAAAUCAUCGUUUCUGCCGCGGGUUUACCAACAUAUGCAACAUCUUAAUCGAACUUUCGCGCGCAAGUCAUGUCCCGGUCUUCAUAAUCUCCCGCUACAGUUUUAGAAGGGGAGACAGUGCAGAGCGGGAUUUUUUUGCGGCAGCAACAUCAGGUAUUUUCUUGGAAAGAGGCGCAAGUAGGAAAACAGGCUCCAGAUAACGAGAGCGGGAUGGGAUUGCUGUCUUUGCUAGAGUUUCAGGGGCACACUUUUGGCGGUUCCCCAUUUAGUGUACGUCUUGCUUCAUUGGUUGGUUGUUGGACAGGUAAACGGGAAGCCGGGUUUUGCCCAGAGUUCGUUUCGAGAGGUGGUCUUUUAGGGAUGUGAUUCACGUUUUGAACACAUGCGGAAGUCUCUCCUGUGAAACGCGUCUUUUGCCGGAAAACUCUGCUCUUUCGUAGAUCGAUGUUUCUUUCGUCGUGAGUCACUCAACAGAGAUAUCGCAUUUGACACAGUGUGUGUGCUCUUCGACAUCGAGAGUGAAUGCCGAGACUACGUGAAACAAGGUUACCGGCGAACAACGGGAA